Messenger RNA from Pyrenophora tritici-repentis Pt-1C-BFP, 647 nucleotides. RefSeq names its product Protamine-P2 domain containing protein. NCBI's taxonomy places the organism in Eukaryota, Fungi, Ascomycota, Dothideomycetes, Pleosporales, Pleosporaceae. The record is from RefSeq and is a predicted model, not a curated record.
ACUUCAAGCUCACCAUCAAGUCAAACUUCUUCAAGUCGAAUAUCUUCUUCCCUUUUACGUCAAACCUUUCAUACAUUCACUCCUUGUCGCCGGGCGACCUUUUUUCUUCAAUCUACUCUUACAUCAAUCAAACACUGCUACUGCUCAACGCAAACUCACCUACUACUACCUCUACUAAAACACCCCGAAACGUUCAAGUUUAAUUAUCUAAACUCUAUUUUUUCAAAAUGCAGUUCUCCGCCAUCAUCGCCACCGUCUUUAUGGCCGCUUUCGCCAUUGCCGCGCCUAUCGCCAGUGACGAAGUCACCCCUCGUCAGAACCACGGAAUGUGCGUCUCCGGCACCACCGCAGGCGUCACCCAGAUCCCAGACUGCUAGACAAUAAGCUGCUAAGCAUUUGUACCCCUGAAGUAGAGGCGUACGUUAAACAAACGAAUCGGAGAGAGGGAGAAACGGAGUAUGGGACGGAUGCAGUGUGUGGGAGUGGAGAAGAGUAGAAAGGAGGAAUGAUGGGAACCACGUACUUGGCUGGGCCUGAAGAAAUCAUACAUCAACCAGCUGAGUGACGUCUCAUGGGGCGUUUCGAAAUUUCUCACUGCACACGUUGGAGUAUUUCAACGCCUUUUAAUGGAAAGAUAUCUCACUUGA